Ictalurus furcatus (blue catfish) is the source of this 6599-nucleotide messenger RNA. RefSeq names its product agrin (gene agrn). Lineage: Eukaryota; Metazoa; Chordata; Actinopteri; Siluriformes; Ictaluridae. The transcript is spliced from 37 exons. Gene Ontology annotation, biological process: receptor clustering; cell differentiation; G protein-coupled acetylcholine receptor signaling pathway. Gene Ontology annotation, molecular function: laminin binding; calcium ion binding. The record is from RefSeq and is a predicted model, not a curated record. Bases 369 to 6506 code for a protein of 2045 amino acids.
UUUCCUCUCUCUCUCUCUCUCUCUCUCUCUUAUCAGCAAUUCAGAUUGCAUGCAAAUAGGCAGCGUCACUCUCAAAGAGCUGAGUGUGUGCGAGUGUGUGAGGGGGGGCGGAGAGGAGCCUGCUGGUGGUGAAACACAUUCCUUGGGAAAGAAUUUUGCUCCUUUCUUCUCCUCCGGCUGCUUGAGCAGAGUGCAGCCCGAAAAGUAGGCGGCGUGCGUCCGAGGCAGUGUAGAGUGACAGGAGCGCAGAUCCCACUGAACUCGGAGCAAAGUGUAGCGGCCAGUACGGAUUCUAUCAGCACGAGAGAGAGAGAGAGAGAGAGACAGAGUAAAGUCUGUAGAGUUUCUUCACUUUUCAGUUUUUAGGGAUGAUGAGAGGAGCGCUGUGCUUGCUCGGCUGGGCGCUCGUAGCCGGGCUCGCUUUGUGUCCGCGCUACUGCCGGGCGAGCUGCCCCGAGAAAAAGCUGCAGGAGCGCGAAGAGGAAGCGAACGUCGUGCUCACCGGCACCGUGGAAGAAAUCCUCAACAUGGACCCGGUGCACAACACGUACUCCUGCAAGGUGAGGGUAUGGCGCUACCUCAAAGGCAAGACCAUUGUCAAAGGAGACCUACUGCUGGAUGGUGGGAACAAGGUCAUGAUCGGUGGUUUCGGGGACCCAGAUAUCUGCGACAACCAGGUGGCCACCGGAGACACACGUAUCUUCUUCGUCAACCUGGCCCCAGAGUACAUGUGGCCCGUGCACAAAAACGAGCUGAUGCUUAACUCCAGUCUGAUGAGGAUUACACUGCGCAACUUGGAGGAGGUCGAACUUUGUGUUGAAGAUCAUACUACCCACUGUAUAUCAGACAAACCUGGCACCCCCCCACACGUCCCACCUCCUGAUGGCUGCCGGGGAAAGCUUUGUGGCUUCGGCGCAACGUGUCAAAGAGACUCAGCCGACCCCUCGAAAGGAGAGUGUGUGUGCAAGAAGAUGGUGUGUCCUUCUGUGGUGGCGCCUGUGUGCGGCUCGGACUCCUCCACCUACUCCAACGAGUGUGAGCUGGAAAAGGCUCAGUGCAACACUCAGAGACGCAUCAAGGUGAUGCGCAAGGGCCAGUGUUCUCUGAAGGACCCAUGCAGCGAGGUGACGUGUAGCUACGGCAGCACCUGCAUUCAAUCUUCUGACGGCCUCUCCGCUAAGUGCAUGUGUCCUCUGAGCUGUGAUCAUGUGCCCAAGGUUACAGUGUGCGGCAGUGAUGGCUUGGACUACCCCAGCGAGUGUGCCCUCAACAUGAAGGCCUGCUCCACCAACAAGAACAUCCGCCUCCAGCACAUCGGCUCCUGUGAUCCAUGCCGUAUGCACCAGAACAGCCUCAACAUAAUAUGCGUGUAUGACGCACAGACCCAAAAGACUCAGACCCUGGCCCCGCCAUCGGCAUGUCCAUCGGGCCCCGAGCCACUGUGUGCCAGCGACGGAAGCAACUACAACAGCGAGUGCCAGAUGAAGCGCACGGCCCUGCAGAAGGAGCGCCAGCUGACGAAGGUUCACUCAGGGCCCUGCAAGAAGCAAGAGGAGUGCCAGGAAGAUUGUAAAUUCAGCGCCGUGUGCUUGUUGGAGCACGGAAGGGCGCGCUGCUCCUGCGAGCCAAUCCGCUGUGACGGCACUUACACUCCUGUGUGUGGUAACGACGGCCACACGUACCCUAACGAUUGUGAGAGGAGGCGUGCCGAGUGCCUCACCCAAACCACCAUCCACAUCAAACAGCAAGGGCCCUGUGAUCUGAACGCGCCGAGCCCAUGUCUGAAGAUGACGUGCGAGUUCGGGAGCUCGUGCGUGGUGAAGAACGGCGAGGCAGUGUGUGAGUGCUUGGAUACGUGCCUCCAAGCCUCUGACCCCGUGUGUGGCAGUGACGGGCAAACCUACACCAGCCAGUGCCAGAUGAAUGCCAUCGGUUGCACCCUGCAAAAACACAUCCAAAUAAAGCACAAAGGACCUUGUGAUAAAGCCUGCACAAACUGCUCGUUCGGUGCUAUCUGUGACGAGCAGACCCGCCGCUGCGUCUGUCCAAAGGAGUGUGUGGUCUCCAACCAGCCCGUGUGUGGCAGCGACGGCACCACUUACAUGAACGAGUGCGAGCUGCACGUACGCGCCUGUACCGAGCAGCUAGACCUGCAUGUGGUGGUGCAGGGAGAAUGCAAGACCUGUGGCAGCACUGUGUGUAGUUGGGGUGCCCGCUGUGUCCAGAAUAAGUGUGAGUGCCCUCAGUGUGCGGGUCAGCCCACUGCAGAGGUAUGCGGCACUGACAGCAUUACCUACACCAACGAGUGUGAACUGCGCUCGGCAUCCUGUAAGCAGAAGAAGGACAUAGAAGUGGCGAGGUCUGGCAGCUGUGACGAAGAUUGCGGGUCUGGAGGCUCAGGAUCCGGGGUGGAGGCCUGCGAACAGGAGCGCUGUCGGAGAUUUGGUGGCUCGUGGGACGAGGACAGGGAGGAUGACGGCUGUGUGUGCGACUUCACUUGCCAGAACGUGCCUCACAUCGAGGUCUGUGGGACAGAUGGGAAAAACUACAGCAAUGAGUGUGAGCUAAAGAAGACUAGGUGUGAGAAGCGGGUCGAUCUGCUGCUUCAGAAUCAAGGCCCAUGUACAGCUAUUGAAAAACAUAUGUCUGAUAUGAUCACCGUGACGCACUGCAGCGGGACUGUGUACGGAUGUUGUAAAGACAACAAGACUGCUGCGCUGGGUGUCGAAAUGGCGGGAUGUCCCAGUAAGUGUCACUGUAACCAGUACGGCUCGUACGGAGGAAUGUGUGACCCCAGCACAGGCCAGUGCUCCUGCAAGCCCGGAGUCGGGGGUCUCAAGUGCGACCGCUGCGAACCCGGCUUCUGGAACUUCCGCGGCAUCGUGACAGAGAAAGCGAGCGGCUGUACACCGUGUAACUGUGAUGCAGUGGGCUCAGUGAGGGAUGACUGCGAGCAGAUGACAGGCCUCUGCUCCUGUAAGACCGGAGUGAAGGGCAUGAAGUGUGACGUUUGCCCCAACGGAAGCAAGAUGGCCGCCAACGGCUGUGACAGAGGUCCCCAGACGUCGUGUGCCGAGCUGCAGUGCCUCUAUGGAGCGUCAUGUGUGGAGGUCAACGGGCAGGUUCACUGCGAGUGUCCGUCUCCUGACUGCGACCAGAUGAACAAGAGCAAGGUCUGUGGCACGGACGGUGUGACCUACGCUGACUAUUGCCAGUUGAGGACUAUUGCCUGUCGACAGGAUAAGGAAAUUACUGUGGAUCACGUGGGCCAGUGCACAGAAUCCAUCUCUGUGCUGGGGGUCAAGCCCACCCCCCUGGCCAUCACUCCACACGCCACUCCCACUGCACCCGUCAAGGUCACCCCGACACACCAUGGCCUCACCACCACCCCAUUCGACUACGACGAGGAGGACGGCACAAAGUAUAUAUUGGAAGUUGCUCCUCCGGCUCUGGAGUCAUCCACGCCUUUCCCCACCCACAGCCCCCCAACCACUCCUCACCAUCCACCCCGCUCCCCAUCACCCUCCUCCGGCUUUGAGGAUUCAGGCAGUGGGGAGCCCAGUGGGGAUGACGACACGGAGGGUAGCGCAGUGGAAGCGAGCGGAGACGAGCUUGUCGGUCCCACUGUAGCAGCCACCACUCUCCCAACAGGUGAAGUACGUUCAUCCUGCGAUAACACACCUUUCGGUUGCUGCCCCGAUGGCAAGACCAUUGCUAUCACCCCAGAUGGAACCAACUGCCCAUCCACCAUGCGCUUUACCGGCGUCCUGCACCUGGACCAGGUAGAGGGUCAGGAGGUCUUUUACACACCAGAGUUGGAUGACCCCAAAUCAGAGCUGUUCGGUGAGACAGCUCGCAGCAUCGAGAGUGCUCUUAAUGAGCUGUUCCGCAAGUCUGACGUACGGAAAGAUUUCCAGAGUGUCCGAGUGAAAAAUCUGGCUCCCAGCAACUCCAUCAUGGCUAUAGUAGAGGCUCACUUUGACCCAGACACUAGAUUUACAGUCGAGGAUGUCGGGGAUGCGUUGCUGAAACAGCUUAAGACAGCUAAAGAACCUGGCAUUGUAGUGAAACAGCCUGAGGAGGAAUAUAUUCGUUUCAACACUUAUGGUAUCUCUGUCCGUCCAUUCUUCACCACCACUGCUACCACUGUUGCCACCGCCACACCCACUAUCGCGACCACCACCACUACCAGAAGCACCAUGCCCCCUACCACUGCGUCCAUCACGGCACACCAGCCAACCACCACAAGACGGCCCUACAGCACCCGCAGAACCUCCACAGCCGCCCCGAUCACCAGCACCCCUACACAGCCCACAACCACUUCUGCCAGCACCACCACCGUUCUGUCCUUCCAGACCCAGCCCGUCGUCAAAGUCCACAGGCCAUGCGACUCACAACCCUGCGGCCACGGAGGCACGUGUGAGGAGGACGGUGACGAUUUCAUCUGCACCUGUCCUGCUGGAAGAGGGGGAGCCGUGUGUGAGAAAGCGAUAAAGUUUUUCAUACCAUCCUUUGGCGGCAAAUCGUACCUGGCCUUCCCAACCAUGAAAGCUUACCACACCGUGCGUAUUGCCAUGGAGUUCAGAGCCUCGGACACAACAGGUAUACUCCUCUACAACGGCCAGAAUGGCAGGAAGGACUUCCUCUCUUUGGCUUUGGUGGAAGGAAAGGUGGAGCUCAGGUUUAACACAGGUUCUGGAACAUGCUCGGUGGUCAGCACCGUCACAGUAAAACCUGGUCAAUGGCAUCAAUUAGUGGUAAGCCGUAACAGACGCAAUGGUUCACUCAGUGUCGAUAAUGAGAAGCCGGUUGAAGGCCAGAGCCCAGCAGGUACUGACGGACUCAACCUGGACACUGAUCUUUUAAUCGGUGGGGUGCUUGAAGAGAUGAUCCAAGAUGUGAAGGAGAGGACCUCUGUCUCCACCGGUUUGACCGGCUGUAUCCGCCUCCUGGAUGUCAACAACAUGGUGUACAACCUUCAGGAGAACGGGGGCAAUGUAGUGUACGGCAAAGCCGUCGGUGAAUGCGGUAACAACCCCUGUGUGCCCAACCCCUGCAAACACGGAGCCUUGUGUCAGGUGAAAGGGGCUGAGAUGUUCCACUGCAAGUGCAUCAAUGGUUUCUCAGGUCCAACUUGCGCCGAUUCGCACAACCCGUGUGAGCCGAACCCGUGCCACCCUUCUGCUCCGUGCCACGUGCUUCCAGAGGGAGGCUACAAAUGCGAGUGCCCCAUGGGCCGCGAAGGCAAGCACUGCAGAAAACUAUCUGACAAGAGGGGGGCCUACAUUCCUUUCUUCAGUGGCGACUCCUACCUCGAGCUGAAGGGCCUCCAUUUAUACGGUCACGAUCUGAGGCAAAAGGUCAGCAUGACUGUGGUCCUGCUGGCUAAUGAUUCAAACGGCAUGAUCUUCUACAAUGGCCAGAAGACAGAUAGCAAGGGCGAUUUCAUCUCUCUUGCAUUGAACGAUGGCAUCCUAGAGUUUCGAUAUGAUCUGGGCAAAGGGCCAGCUGUCAUUAGGAGUAAAGAGAAGCUCAAGCUGAAUGUGUGGAACACGGUGAAUCUGGAGCGAGCAAACCGUAAGGGAGAAAUCACUAUUAACGGCAAAGACCCGGUCAGAGGAGAGGCUCCGAACCAGCACACAGAUCUCAAUCUGAAGGAAUCCCUUUAUGUGGGCGGAGCUCCGGAUUUCCGUAAACUGGCCAGACCAGCAUCAAUUAAAGCUGGAUUUAAAGGAGCCAUCCAGAAGAUUACUUUGAGGGGCACGCCGAUCCUGAAGCCCGAUAACGCACUGAACUCCAGCGAUGUGUCCAUGUACACACACCACCCUUGUUCCACAUACGUGUGCGAGAACGGUGGCGAGUGCAACCCGCUGCUCGAGAGCUACGAGUGUGUGUGUCCAUUCGGCUUCACGGGACCCAAGUGCCAGCACACUACCUACGAGAAAGCAGCCGGGGAGUCCGAGUCCAUUGCUUUUGACGGCCGAACCUUUAUCGAAUAUCACAACGGCGUCACCAAGAGUGAGAAGGCCUUGCUGGUGAACAAGUUUGAGCUGAGCAUCAAAACUGAGGCCACUCAAGGUCUCCUCCUGUGGAGUGGGAAGGGCGUGGAGCGUUCUGACUACAUCGCGCUGGCCAUCGUGGAUGGACGUGUCCAGAUGACCUACGACCUCGGCUCCAAACCGGUUGUCCUGCGAUCAUCAGUGCGGGUCAACACCAACCACUGGAUCCGCAUUAAAGCCAGCAGGGCACUGAGGGACGGAUCUUUGCAAGUUGGCAAUGAGGCAGCAGUAACAGGCUCCUCACCUCUGGCUGCCACUCAGCUGGAUACAGACGGUGCCCUUUGGCUGGGUGGUCUUGAGGAUAUGGCUGUGGCCCGCCGCCUUCCCAAGGCCUACAGCACUGGCUUUGUGGGCUGCGUAAAAGACGUGAUCGUAGACGGCGUGGAUUUGCAUCUAGUGGAAGACGCCUUAAACAGCCCGAAAAUAUUACACUGUUCAGCCAAAUAGCCUGGCACCACCUCCCUCCCAACACCAUGUCUACUGCUGUAAUUAUUUUCUAUUUUUGUAUACUUUUCAUUGCUUUUUAUAUUGGAAAAAAAA